AUGGGAACGAUUACUUCAUGUAUACCUUUGGGUCUCCAGUUAUCUUUUUUGGAGCCGUGUCUUCGGCGUUUCAGAAAAUUGUCAAGUGAAGCCAAUGUGAUGAGGGUGAUUCAAUAAAUUUUUAGUCGUCAUCUUGAAGAUUCCCAUUGGCUCGGACUGUUUUGAUACUUUUCUGAUUAUAAUGAUUAAACUCUUAAUGUCUUGUGAUUCCUAGUAAUUGAGUUCGAAAAAGAGGUCAAUAGAUUUCUUUCCGGGUUACCUGCUUCUGUUUUUCAGUUUCUUCCUUCAUCUUCAUCACCACACUUCUCAUCCAUUCUCCUUUGCCGAUCCAGACACGUUUGGCUUUUAUCUGUUUUUAUAAUUUUCUUUUGGUUUUCAGAGUGUUGUGACACCCCUGUAUUUGGGAUUGCAGAAGAAUCCUGUGGGAUGAUAGGAUGUUCUUCGUGCACAACCGCCGAAUAUAUUGUUAAAUCGCAAAAUUACGCAACGGGAGCAGCUCUAACUACCACCCGAAGUUUGCAAUCCGCCUCGAGGAUCGUCUUGGAAGACAAUUCUCAACCUGCUGAUUUCUUAGCAUUAAAAACAAUAUCUUAUAAUGGUUCCGACUCCCAAAAGUUCUUAGGUACGCUUCAAAUUAAUUAGUAAAACUAUUAAAACAGACUUUUUUUCACUCAGAUUCAUUCAAUCGUUUUUGUUUCCUUUUUUAGAAGGGAUGAAAAACAGUCGUAAUGCCUUAAACUGAAGUGAUCAAGUAUUGUUUCAGAGCCUAUCGUCCGAGUCAGAAGAGCGAAUGUCACUAAAAAAUCAUUUUCACUACUGAAAAGCAUCAAGGUCAGCCCGCUGAAGCCCUAUUGCGAGAUGGGAACUAUUUUUGACAUUGAUUACAUGGAUCCGACGUCACUGAACAUUUUGAAGAACCUUGAAAAGGUUGGCCAUUUUUUGUAACAUUAAAAGAUCUCCUCAUAUUUGGAUAAAAGUACAUAUAUUAGUGCCAACAGUUACUAUUCUCUUUAUUUAAACGAAGCAAUAUCACGUUUUAAGUUUAUUGAUUCGACGUCAUCGCAUGUUCAGAAUGUUCUGCUUUUUUUUUUAUUAUUCCUGAAAUACUCGUUUUUAGGAGGUCCUGAAGCCCUGCGACAAGUUGUUUCCGACAACGUCAACGCCGGUAGCCGCUACGUGUCCGCCGCAGAAACCCUGCAUCUGCAACCAAACGACGCAAGCGACAUCGCGUAGCCCACCACCAGUCGCAGUGGCCAACUCACAACAAAAGAACGACGCCGGCGAAGGGAAGAAAGACGCCGGAGAAUGCUCUUGCCAGGGUGAUUAUCAGACAGGUGGAAUGAUUUUUUUGGGAACGUUUAGAUGUUUUCUAUAAAAAAAUCCAAAUCUUAAAUUCUUUUUUUAAAAAAAUUAUGUUUUAUUUCUAGAACGAUGAUAAAUAAUCAUAGCUUGCUUGGAAAAAUUUUUUUACUCAUUUUAUAUUUAUUCGCAUUUAUAUUGGAAAAAAAUACAAUCAAGAGCAAAAAUCAUCACUGUUGAGCGUUGUAGUUGAAAAACACCAUACUUACUUCGUUAAAGUAGAUUUCUUCCUAUUUGUAUUCAACCUUGCCUUUUUAUAUACCAACUAAAUUGAAUUUAUUUUUUUACAUGGAUAACAUAGAUAAAUUAUCUUGCGUAACUAACCGAGCAACGCGCUAAUAAAUAAUAAUUUUCCUUUUUUGAAUCUCGAAGAGCUCCUAUUAAUAGUGGCAUUUUUUCUCGCAAAAAAAUAAGAAAAAAUAUUGACAGGAACUAUUAUCUUGACUGUUCUGAUGACUUCGCUCGUAUGGUUUCUCCUUUUUGUGAUCAUGGUUUUGGUCUUCCGUUCGACUCGCGCCUCACAACCGCCACCAGAAAAGGAGAUUUGUCACCCUCCAUCUUCCAGCGAAAUUUCAAAGCUCUUCCAAUGUGGUCGAGUGAAAAUCUGUUUCUCCGAAAUUAUUUUCCUCAAUUUUUCAGUUGAAUUCGUAUCUUUUCUGGUGCACACUUGCUACGCGAGUUUGGUGGCGGCUCACACGGUUUUCGGUAUCUGUUCUUUCUUAUUUUCAGAUUUUUUAUCUAGUCGGGUAAUUCUUUAGUUUUUCAGUAAGUAAUUUCGGCUUGAUGAGAAAAAAAACUUCUCGUUAACACUUCAUUUAUUUUUUUUCCAGCUGAAGACAUGUCCAACUUGUUCGAGAUUAUCGAGUUGAGAACCGCUUACAUCAGUGCGGUGCGAAAUACCAAAAGUUAGUUGAAGAAAUUAAGUUUAAAACUCGACUGGAACGCAAAAGGCUCACUUUUUUCAACUCUAUUGGAAUCAGAGUGUUUUUUUUUUUGAAUAAUAAGUCUUUUUAUACUAUGGAAGUUUGUGUUCUUAUCUCCCUCAAGCUGAUGCUCAAGAACAAACUGUUGCAGUAGGAUCUUUUCAAUCGUUUGGCGAAUCUGUCGUUGCAAGGCAAGGAAGACUGGCGUCGGGUGAAGCCUUGUACGAGACAGAUGUUAUGAAACAAGUACAGUAUCGAGAAGAAAAACGUCAUCAUAGAGAAGUAAAAUUUUUCAAAAAAUUGGUUAUGGAUUAGAAUAAUUUACAUGAAAAAAAGAAAGCGAUUAGUUUCCCAACGAAAUUCCUAAACUAAUCUUCGAAAACUCGGACUUCGGUAACGUAAACCCAAUGCGUCUUGGACGUUUCUGAGCAUUUCUACGGAUCUCUUCGACGGCGUGCAAACUCUUAAUCUGUUACUUGGCGCUCAGAAACGUCCGGGGCUCGUACAGUUUGCGUUACCGAGGUCCGAGGAUGCUUAACGUGCCACACGAAGCUCAUAGUUCCGAUUUUCUAAUUUUUUUUUUGAACUCCGAAUGCGUAGGCUUUGAGUAAGCGCAGAACUAAUCGAAGGAUUACUGAAAAGUUGAGAAUUAAUAAUGUGUUCCAGGUACGACGAAAUUAUUGAACCCGAGGAAGAAGUUCUACGGACGAGGUUCGUCGAGAAGAAAGCGUCCAACAAAAGCAGCGAUGUCGAUAUUCUGGAGAUGGACAACAAGAUGGAAGAAGUUAAACUGCAGCGCUCAUACAUAGAUGAAGCUUUCGACGGCAUAGUGAUUGAAGAACGACGGAAGCUUCCUGUGAUGACGAAAACUGAACUGCCGAGAAAGACGGCUGGAGAAGAGGUGCUGACUAUUGACGAAGAAGCUCGCGAAUGUGCUGGCAAAAAUUCAAAAGCCUCGGAGGAGUUGACGCUCGCCGAGAAAAAAGAGCAGCAAAACCUGAAAAAGAAGAGAAGACCGGACAUGGUGCAGAUCUUAGAUAACAUGGUCGCCAAUUACCGGGACAAAACCAAUUCCAGCAGUGAAUGUGAUGAGAUUGGACACGCUUGUGAGUUUUUGGUUUUGACGAAAUGGAAUGAGUUUGUAAAACUUAUUGAAUAGACUAGUUCAUUUGUUGUUAACUGAAGCCUUGAAACAUGCCAUAAAAAGACGCUCUGACGCACAACUUGAACGGAAAAAAGACGCUCUAACGCACAACUUUCCCAAUUAAUUAUGAUCUUUGGUUGGAACUCGAUCCGAUCAAUUUAUCAGACAAAGCAUCUACUGUACAACAGCGACUAGCUAAUUUUUUUAAAUGUAGAUGUCAACUUUUCUGUAGGAUUUUUUUUUCUAUUUCAGGGAUGUCGUUGGGAGCCAUUGUACGUCUUUUGACGGAAAUGGAAAACGCCAAGAAUAUGAUGAAAGCAAGUAAGAUGAGAGAUUGAAUCAUUUUGGAAAGGGUAGUCGUGUGAUUCCAGAUUACGACGAAACGAAGCUGCAGUUGUGCCGAGUGGCCAUGUCAGAAAUCAAGGAGCGCUGCUUGGUCAACAAUCGAGAUGCCUAUGCCAAUCAGAAAAAAUAUCAGAAGGGCCAAGUCUUCGACAUGCACUGUGGGGAAAUUUUCUGUUUGGGACUUUAGAAAUGUUGGAUUGCGUUAUUUCGAGUUAGUUCUGUCCACCUUGAAGAACUGACAAAUUUUAAUAAGCUCGAAAAUGGGCUGUCAAAUCCAUAGAGCCUGAAUCAGAUGCUUUUUAGUCGGGUGUUCCCUCGAGGAACUGUCAAAUCAAGAUGAAGUUUAAAUCUUUCUUAUACAGGCGCUGUCAAAUUUAUCAGGCUUACAUUAGGUGAUUUUGAGUGAGACGUGCUCUUGAGGAGCUGCCAAAUUUGGAUGAAGCUUGAAAAUUUUUUAUACAGCGUUGCCAAUUCUAAGUUCAGUCCCACUUCUUUUUUGAAGUGACUUGGGAAAUCAGUUAUAUUUUGAAGCUUCAAUCCUAUUUUGUUUGUGUUUAAGGUAGUUUUUGCUGUUAAUAAGCUAUUAAAAAUUGUUUCGGAGAGGAAUAGCCAAUUUUUGUAUGUACUCAUUUUGCCGAACUUUUGAACUGAAAACUGCAAAAUUCCAGCAUUUGCUCACAUUUUGGACCAUCUCAACUCCAAUGAAACAGAAGAAAAGGAAAAUGAGGAGGUGCUGAAAUUCGUGAAUGAAUACGAAUACAUCCGAUCCCUCGAACUUCACUACAUGGGCUUGAGCUACGCAACGCUGAAAGGAAGUUAGUGGAGCCGUUUUAAAAUAGGCGAAAAUUGGACCUGAAAAAAUAUACUCUUGAGUUUUUUUUCGAGUGAUGUGAGUGCCAUUACGAAGUUGUAGCAAAUUUUUAUUUCUGAUUUUCGUUUCCAUUUCCAGAGUUCGUGUACACAAAGCCUGCACCGAGACAUGGGGAACUCAUAAGCGCCGCUUGCAAACGUGUUGAAAGUGAGUAAAAAUGGAUCCACAGCGUUUUUUUGGCGACGCCCCGCCCAUAGUUUUUUUUUCGUAAAGUGUAGUGUGUCGUGUGCAUACACUGCGGCGCAUUGGCACACGCCGUGUUCAUCGUUUUCUCGAAGUCCAAAAUCUUAUCUGAAAUUUUGAAAUUCAAUUAUAUUUUUUGCUCUCUAGUGGCUAUUUCAAGUUUUGCAGAAUUACUUUCAUCACGGCAUGUGUUAAAAAAAAACAGAAAAAUCGCGUUUUUUUAAAUGAGAAAUAUAUUCGUCUCAUGACCCAUUGAUGCACCUUUAUUUUUUUGUUGUUUACGCGUUUUUCCCAUGACCUCAAAUGGGAAUGGCUGAGAUUUUGACCACGCCCCCUUCAUUUUUGGUUUUAAAUUUUCUUCCACUAACAAAUCGCCGUGGGAUCAUUAAAUGUUGGGAGAGAAAAAAAAUUAACGAUUUCACGGGGUUUUUUUUUUGAAUUUCGAGCUUUUCGUCAACUUUCCGGGAAAGAAAAGAUUGUAUUCAGGACAACAAGAGUUUUAUGAGAAGGUCCAGAAGCUGGUCAAAGAAUACGCAGCGCGAAAGAAGUUGAACUUGAAGCCGAAAAAAAUCCCGACAAGCAUCGUGCCGGAUAAAUCUAAAUUCGAAACGACAACUCCGGAGCCAGUGGACUUGGUGUUUACGAGGGGGAUUGCGGGCAAGGUGACUUUUUCGGUAUCACGAUAAAAAGAUCUAUGAAAGUGAACUUAUGGCUUCAUCUCCAACUGAGAAACUACUUUGAGCUUGUUUGGGCGUAGUUUUUAGAAACAUCAGCUUUUUAAAGACACUUUUUCAGCUUUCCAAAGACGAUAAAAAUAAACCUGAGGUCGCUUCGAAAUCCAAGGUUCAUUCUACCGCUGAUAAACCUCGAAAUUUGUUGUUUUUAGGAAACUGAGAACCAAAAAAGCAAGAAAAAGAGCUUUGUUCCUGGACCUCUCCUGUCUAAGAAACAGGUAAAUUAAUAAACGUGAGGUGAAGAAACGGAACGAUUCGAUCAGGAUUUUUUUUUACAUUGCUUAAAACCGUAACGUUGCGAGGCUGCGCUAUUUGGGAUUUUAGACUUUGAGUUUAAGCGGCGCACCGUAGCGCAACGGGUUGUUUGCCUAUCUGCUGUUCAUGGGUUUCAAGUUCGAUUCCCCACCCCAAUAAGGAACCCAAGAAAUUUUGAUGGUGGGAAACCAUUAUUCCCUAUCUGUCACCUACAAGGGCUGUUAUGACAGUUAAGCCAGACUAGAACGAAGAGAAAAAGCCGAACUGUGUUUUUUUCAAAAUUUCCGAUUUUCAGGAGGCUGAGCACCAAAAAAGCAAACCCUCGAGCGUUGUGACUGGACCGCUUACAUCUAAGAAACAGGUAAAUUUCCCAAAAAAAAUAUUCUCGGGAUGAAAUGGUCGUAUUUGGAAUGGAUGAAAGUGGGGCACCUGAUCCGAAACGACUCUUCUAAACUUGGUCCCAACCAAAACGGGACUUCAAGGCUCUCAGCUCAUGGCGUUUUUUCGACGACGCCACGCCCACUUUUUAUCCAUAAAGUGUCGUGUGUCGUGCGCAUGCACUGCGCCGCUUUCUCGCAGAAAAUGGCGUUUAUGUAGAGAAAUUUUUAUUCGUCUUGAAGACCUCGAUAUUUUGGCACUUCCACUAGCAAAAACGCCGUGCGCUAUUGGGGAUUUUUGAGUGGCUAUUUAAUUAAACUUUGAAAAACGCCUUUGUUGUUGAAUGGAGAAGUCUCACAGUCUUUACCGUAGUAGUUUCCAGAUUUUCAGUUUAACUGCAUAAUUUGCCCGUUUUCAGACUUCUGAUGGCCACAAAACUUCGAGCCUUUCGGCAGCAGAGACCAAAUGA
Messenger RNA from Caenorhabditis auriculariae, 6661 nucleotides. Lineage: Eukaryota; Metazoa; Nematoda; Chromadorea; Rhabditida; Rhabditidae. The record is from the annotation of a GenBank genome assembly.